Aedes aegypti (yellow fever mosquito) is the source of this 664-nucleotide messenger RNA. RefSeq names its product succinate dehydrogenase assembly factor 2, mitochondrial. The record is from RefSeq and is a predicted model, not a curated record. The coding region runs from base 118 to 603 and encodes 161 amino acids. Lineage: Eukaryota; Metazoa; Arthropoda; Insecta; Diptera; Culicidae. The transcript has 3 exons. Gene Ontology annotation, cellular component: mitochondrion. Gene Ontology annotation, biological process: protein-FAD linkage; mitochondrial electron transport, succinate to ubiquinone; mitochondrial respiratory chain complex II assembly.
UUUUUGUGAUUUGCUCCACACAUUCUUCUAAACAAAUUGCGUUGUAGCUUGUAGGAAAGAAUAGUUCUGCGGGUUCUGCGGCAGAGUAUUUUAAUUUUACAUAACAAAACUUUCAGAAUGUCGCUGCUUCGUGUGACGCGGUCCUCUGGGCAUUUGAGUGCAGUAUGUCGUUUGCCGGCACGUUCGAUUAGUACCACUAGCAUCUUGUUGGUUCCUUCCAAUGAGGGAAACAAACCUCCAACACCUAUGAUAGAUUUGGAAGACAAAUCUCUUCCGAUUCCUAUCUAUAAGGAAAAGAAGAAUGAGCCACUCCAGCUGCAGAAAUCUAGGUUGCUGUACCAAUCGAGGAAGCGCGGUAUGCUGGAAAAUGGUCUACUGCUGAGCACUUUCGCGGCCAAGCAUCUGGAAUCGAUGGAUGCUAAGCAAACAAAAUUGUACGAUCAGCUGAUCAACAUGCCCACGAACGACUGGGACAUCUUCUACUGGGCAACGGGUGUGAAACCAACCCCAGCCGAGUAUGAUAAUGAGAUUAUGGCAUUGUUGAAGGACCACGUCAAGAAUGCCAACCGGGAGAAAAGGAUUUGUCAGCCUAAUUUGUAUUGAAGAGAUUCUUUUUAGUAAAAAUAUGAUGCAGAAUGUUAUUAAAGAAGUUUAAAUUACUAGA